Messenger RNA from Sitophilus oryzae (rice weevil), 531 nucleotides. RefSeq lists its product as uncharacterized. NCBI's taxonomy places the organism in Eukaryota, Metazoa, Arthropoda, Insecta, Coleoptera, Curculionidae. The record is from RefSeq and is a predicted model, not a curated record. The coding region runs from base 1 to 531 and encodes 176 amino acids. The transcript has a single exon.
AUGACACAAGACAAAGAAGUCCUAGAAUACAUGACCAGAAAACUGAUAGAGAAGUACGAGAAAUGGGGACUGGAGCUAAACAAGAAAAAGACAAGAUAUAUGUGUCUUGGUGGCGAGUUGGAAGACCUAAUAUUAAAUAACAAUAUAAACAUUGAAGCUUGCGAAGAAUAUAUGUAUUUAGGGGUAAAAAUCGCAAGCAAAGGGAGAUGCGAAAAGGAAAUCGAAGAACGGAUUGGUAAAGGCAGAAAGGUGAUAGGAGCGCUGAACUCGGUGCUUUGGUCUAGGGAUAUCUCGGAUCACAGAAAAAAACUGAUUUAUAACGCGAUUCUGAAAAGCGUUAUGUUAUAUGGCUCUGAGGUAUGGCAGUUAAGCGAAAAACAUAAAAAGAAGUUGUUGUCGACCGAACUGGACUUCUGGCGAAGAUUAGCUCGAAUCUCCCGUUUAGAUAGAAUUAGGAUCGAGAGAAUACGUGAAAAAAUGAAGGUGGAGGGUAACAUUGUACAAGAUAUACAAGAAAAACAACUGCAGUGA